Molecule: messenger RNA, 2315 nt
Organism: Armigeres subalbatus
Lineage: Eukaryota; Metazoa; Arthropoda; Insecta; Diptera; Culicidae
Product: connectin-like
Exons: 4
Coding region: 46-1785 (579 amino acids)
Cellular component (GO): plasma membrane
Molecular function (GO): protein binding
Source: RefSeq, a predicted model, not a curated record
CCGUCUUCUCCGUCGUGUAUUUCACCUGCUCGAACUAUCUUCAAAAUGCUACCAUCAGUAAUGGCAUCCACAUGCUAUCGACACGUAACGCUAGUGCUGUUACUGUUAUGUGUUGUGACAUGUCCCACCGAAAGCCGAUACCGGGAAAAGGAACCUAAGAAAUCGAAACCCGCUCAGCUAAAUCAGGUCCCCAUCAGUGAAACCGUGCCUUCACUGUUGAACCUAUGCUCCGGUGAUCGAGAAAUGAAACUAGUCUGCCACUGUAGUCCAGACGAUCCUCAUGUGAAGGCGCAGAAAGCCAAUUGUUGGAUAUUUAGCAAAGAUUUACCCUGGAAAGAUCCCAAUUGGUUAGCAUUCCAAACACAAACAACGCUGGAGCAGCUAAAGAUCACCGUUCAAAAGAUUGGGAACCUCACAUAUAUUCCAUCGGAUGUACUGAUUACUCUCAAAUAUCUCAAACAGCUUACGAUAGAAUACGGCAUGAUAACCAAUGUGUCCGAGUACGCUUUUGGUAAUGUAACAGAACUGAGAAACCUAACGCUUCACAAGAACCAGAUUCGGCUUAUUCAUCCUUUUGCUUUUGCCAACCAUCCAUUCCUAGAGGAAAUAAAUCUUGAGCGGAAUGAGAUCAUCGAGCUGGAUAAAACCGCACUGGUGAAUUUGCCACAGUUGAAGAAACUCAACUUGGACUUCAACAAUCUGACGAUUCUGCACGGAGAUACUUUUGCGUAUUUAACCUCCUUGGACGAACUGGACAUGGAAUCGAACCAGGUAUCGGUGCUAUCAAGAGAGAGCUUCAAAGGCUUGGGAAAUUUGCGAUUCCUGAAACUGUCGGCCAACAACAUUGGCUACAUUGGCGAUACAGUGUUUGCGGAGCUUUGGAGUCUACAGGAGUUGUACCUGGAUAGCAAUCAAAUUGAGAAAGUGUCGGCUCGUGCCUUCGAUGGGCUGAACAACCUUCGGAAACUGAACCUGGAGAACAAUCGAUUAACGCGACUGGAACGGGGAAUUUUCACCGGCGUACCAGCGGUGCUGACGCUCAAUCUUAACGCGAACCAGCUGGAAACGAUCACCUACAACAACUUCCUACCCUUGAUGGAUAACCUCGUAAAUAGCACGGCGGUUCUAUACGUGAGAGACAAUCGACUAAUCUGUGAUUGCCGUCUGUUGUGGUUGUUCGAUCUGUACAACACCACCAAAAACGAGAAUCUACGAUACAUGCUACAGCAAAUCGAAUGUCUUUUCGAACCCAAGGAUAACCGAGCACUUGUGGCUCAUUCAAUCCAAAAUCAGCUCAUUGACUACUCUCGGCCGCAUGACAUUCUCGGCCACGAUGACAACGGAGCAGACUACGAGGAUCUGCACCACAUAUCGACUUCCCCGUUUGGCGGAAAUCAUCAACCGGUGCAGCGAGGCGGUGCUCAUCAGUUCGCGACGUCAAUCAACGGGUACCCUCCGAUCCGAUCGGACCACUACGAGCCGGGCGUUGGGCUGCCGCCCAGGGUAAGUCAGCAAACGUCGAAAACUAUCAACGGCAAGCAGGUGAUCCCGCUGAUGAAACUACGCAAGGAAGACCUGUUGCCAUGUGCCAAGGAGCUGGACGAGCCCACUGAGCUGCCCCUGUCAAGGGAGUCCAUCGGAAUGGAUCCGGUCUAUCGGUCGUCGCUGGCCGCCAGUGCUUCUUCCGAUUCCGGUGGAUCAAUGCAGCGGAAUUUCAGAUCGAUCCGGACGACGGUGGUGCUGGCGGUGUGUCUGCCACUGGUACUAGCUCUCGCGGGGUGUUAGCUUCGCACUCGCUGCUAAUUAGGUGCUGGUGAUAGAUGGUAACGAGACAAAGUGAGGUAGUUAAAGAAUUUUAUAAUCGUAAGUAAUUUCAAAUGCACCCCUAUGCGGCAUAGUGCGAUGACGUGGCGAAAUGAGGAAUCUAUAGAACUCUUGAUGUGUAUUUCUAAGCGAGGAAAGGCUGAUCGAGUGUACAAUGGUUUCUGUGAGUGUGAGUUCUAGUAGACAGUGAGAUAUAUGUUUGGUUUCCGCCAUUUAGUUGUGCCACGUGAGUUAAGCCAAUUGGAUAUUAAAAGCUUUAGAAACAAAAACUAUUAAUCUUGUUCUGUUCAUGGUAGGUAGAUACUGUGUGCAACAUUCAAAUUGGUUUGUAGGAUUGGAUAAGAUUGAUGUGAUUUUAUAAAAUUUCGCAAAGUUAGUGUUUGCGUUAAAUAUAUUUUUACAUUUUAAACACUGUUUUGAUCAUGAAACUCAAGUUACAAUCUGUUGUAGUUAUAGUUGCAAUUGUUGAUAUAAGUUUAUAAGUUUAUAAC